AGGCGAUUGGGGUGCGCUUCCUCGCUCGCCACCGCUGAGUCGGUUCGCUUAGCUUAAUUAAUUAGCCAGACAAGGAGCAGCCAUGGAAGAGGAUUCGUCCCGAACCCUAACCCCAACCCUUCCUUCCCUACCGCCGGACCAUGUCGCCCCGCUGCACGUCCCAACCGUCGUCGCCAUCGCCGCCCUACCCCCGCCGCCUGCCAUCGCGCCCAUCCCUGUCCCUCGCGCCACCCGGGCCCCAUCUGUCGGAUCCGACUCCGACCGUGAGGGCUCGCUCUCCCGGCCCUCGGCCGACGACUACGAGGUCUCUGAGGAGAGCCGCCUCGCCAGGGAGCGGCAGGAAAAGCUCGUCCAGGAGCUCCUCAUGAAACGCCGCGCUUAUGCCAUGGCCGUCCCCACCAAUGACGCCGCUGUCCGCGCCCGUCUCCGCCGACUCGGGGAGCCCAUCACUCUCUUCGGUGAGCGCGAAAUGGAGCGCCGGGAUCGACUCCGUUCCAUCAUGGUCCGGCUCGACUUGGAGGGUCAACUCGAUCGCCUCCUGAAGGUCCACGAAGAUGAGCAGGCUGCGGCAGCGGCUGCCGGUGCCCCUGCUGAGGACGAGGGUCCACAGCAGUACCCCUUUUACACGGAGGGACCGAAUGAGCUUCUUGAAGCCAGGGUAGAUAUUGCCAAGUUCUCAGUCGCCAGGGCGAAGGCAAGAAUCGCGAGGGCGAGGAGGAGGAGGGACGACCCUGACGAGGACGAAGAGGUUGAGGCUGAGUAUGCAGUGGAUCAAGCAGGUGGCUUCAUCCUUGAAUGUAGUGAGAUCGGGGAUGACCGUCCACUCUCUGGGUGUUCCUUCUCUCAUGAUUGCACGAUGCUCGCCACAAGCUCAUUUAGUGGAGUUGCCAAAAUAUGGAGUAUGCCUCAAGUAACAAAGGUUUCAACUUUAAAGGGUCACACUGAGCGUUUAACUGACGUGACAUUCUCUCCCACGGAAGAUAAUCUGGUAGCAACUGCAUCCGCUGAUAAGACUGCAAAACUAUGGAAGAGUGAUGGGUCUCUUUUAAAGUCAUUUAAUGGACACCUAGAUCGUCUUGGACGUGUUGCAUUCCAUCCAUCGGGUAAGUACAUUGGUACUGCUAGUUUUGACAAGACAUGGAGACUCUGGGAUGUCAAUACUGGGACAGAAUUACUACUUCAAGAGGGUCAUAGUCGAAGUGUGUAUGGGGUUUGUUUCCAUCCUGAUGGAUCUUUAGCAGCAUCUUGUGGCCUUGAUGCACUUGCUCGUGUAUGGGAUCUUCGUACUGGGAGAAGCAUUCUUGCAUUUGAAGGCCAUGUUAAGUCGGUCCUUGGACUUAGCUUUUCUCCAAAUGGUUAUCGCUUAGCCACUGGUAGUGAGGAUAACACUUGCCGCAUAUGGGACCUGAGAAAAAGAAAGUGUGUAUAUACUAUACCAGCUCAUUCGCAUCUUAUUUCACAAGUAAAAUUCGAACAACAGGAUGGGUACUUUCUGGCUACUGCUUCAUAUGAUACCAAAGCAAUGGUUUGGUCAGCUCAAGAUUUCAAGCCUAUUAAAACUUUAUCUGGUCAUGAAGCCAAGGUUACGAGUUUGGAUAUCACCAGUGAUGGGCAACAGAUAGCAACUGUAUCGCAUGAUCGCACUAUCAAAAUUUGGUCCAGCAGAAGCAACGAAAAGAAGAAUGAUAUGGACAUGGAUUGAAUUUUGUAUCUGAUUGUCAUCUGAUCAGUUUUGACUGCUGUUCCUCGUGUUAUUGAAGCUAUCAACUUUAGGUAAAACUUACCACUUUGGUCUUUAAACUCUGAUGGUAAUACGACGGAACCCCAAGUGUAAGAACCCAAGGCACAAGUUUAUGUAAAACUUACCACUUUUGACUGCUGUUCCUCGUGUUAUUGAAGCUAUCAACUUUAGGUAAAACUUACCACUUUGGUCUUUAAACUCUUAUGGUAAUACGACGGAACCCCAAGUGUAAGAACCCAAGGCACAAGUUUAUGUGAGCUUAUUCAGCUGUGAAAAGCUCUUAAACUGUCUUUUAGAUUUUCUGGCCAAACUGUUGCUGUUGUUGUAGUUCAGGAAGCUCAGCUUUAGAUUUAUCCACUCAUUUGAUAUAGCUCAUCAUGUAUGUCAUCAUCACUUUUUUGCCUUGUGGCAAUCAACUUGUAAUCUAUGUGAUAGUUCUGAGUUCA
Molecule: messenger RNA, 2187 nt
Organism: Zingiber officinale
Lineage: Eukaryota; Viridiplantae; Streptophyta; Magnoliopsida; Zingiberales; Zingiberaceae
Product: U4/U6 small nuclear ribonucleoprotein PRP4-like protein
Exons: 5
Coding region: 83-1702 (539 amino acids)
Biological process (GO): mRNA splicing, via spliceosome
Cellular component (GO): U4/U6 x U5 tri-snRNP complex
Molecular function (GO): protein binding; U6 snRNA binding; U4 snRNA binding
Source: RefSeq, a predicted model, not a curated record